Messenger RNA from Plutella xylostella (diamondback moth), 463 nucleotides. The record is from RefSeq and is a predicted model, not a curated record. NCBI's taxonomy places the organism in Eukaryota, Metazoa, Arthropoda, Insecta, Lepidoptera, Plutellidae.
CAACUACUUCAACUACGACGACGAGCCGUACCAGUACACCUGCCCGCAGUGCCCGCCGCCCUACCAGCAGUACAUACAGGACUGCAACGAGUGCAUGUACCGCUGUCGCGAAUGUUCCCCCGACUACGGUCCCGAGGGGGACAGCUCCAUCGUGUGCGGGAGCGCCACCGAGUCGCAGGCUGAGGGCGCUGAUGAUGAUGACGAUGAUGAUGAUGAGGAGGUGUUCAUAACCUCGCCGCCAGUGGAACCUGGUGCUGAUGCGCGCUCCACAGAGUUACUGCUGCCUUCCCGCCCGGAGACACCGAUACAUGAGCAGAUAAUACAGAUGCCGCUACCACAACCUCGCGUGUCUUCUUCUGUGGACGAUGAAGAAGAGGAGCAAGUGAUGCUCGAGCUAGCGGCGGGCGCGCCGCUGCUGCUGGACCACCUCAUGCGCACGCCGCUCACCUGCGCCGUCAUGUAG